This is a messenger RNA of Lemur catta (Ring-tailed lemur), 861 nucleotides long. RefSeq names its product FEV transcription factor, ETS family member (gene FEV). Gene Ontology annotation, molecular function: DNA-binding transcription factor activity, RNA polymerase II-specific; sequence-specific DNA binding. Gene Ontology annotation, cellular component: nucleus. The record is from RefSeq and is a predicted model, not a curated record. Gene Ontology annotation, biological process: regulation of transcription by RNA polymerase II; cell differentiation. The transcript is spliced from 3 exons. Bases 142 to 861 code for a protein of 239 amino acids. NCBI's taxonomy places the organism in Eukaryota, Metazoa, Chordata, Mammalia, Primates, Lemuridae.
CGGGCCCUGCCGACCGGGCGCCGUCUUCUCCUCUCUGUCACCCGCGGUCCUCUCGGGCGGGGAUCGGUGCCCCGGAGCGCAAAGCCUGACGCGCCCCCCUCCCGGUCCCCCCCAACUCCCACCGCCCAGUCCCCGGCGGCGAUGAGACAGAGCGGCGCCUCCCAGCCCCUGCUGAUCAACAUGUACCUGCCAGAUCCUGUUGGAGACAGCCUCUUCAAGGAAGGGAAGAGCCCGGGCUGGGGGCCGCUGAGCCCUGCGGUGCAGAAAGGCAGCGGGCAGAUCCAGCUGUGGCAGUUUCUGCUGGAGCUGCUGGCGGACCGCGCGAACGCCGGCUGCAUCGCGUGGGAGGGCGGCCACGGCGAGUUCAAGCUCACCGACCCCGACGAGGUGGCGCGGCGCUGGGGCGAGCGCAAGAGCAAACCCAACAUGAACUAUGACAAGCUGAGCCGCGCACUUCGCUACUACUAUGACAAAAACAUCAUGAGCAAGGUGCACGGCAAGCGCUACGCCUAUCGCUUCGACUUCCAGGGCCUGGCGCAGGCCUGCCAGCCGCCGCCUGCACACGCCCACGCCGCGGCCGCCGCCGCCGCCGCUGCAGCUGCUGCCCAGGACGGCGCGCUCUACAAGCUGCCGGCCGGCCUCGCCCCGCUGCCCUUCCCUGGCCUCUCCAAACUCAACCUCAUGGCCGCCUCCGCCGGCGUAGCGCCCGCCGGCUUCUCCUACUGGCCUGGCCCGGGCCCCGCCGCCACCGCCGCCGCCGCCACCACCGCUGCGCUCUACCCCAGCCCGGGCUUGCAGCCCCCGCCCGGGCCCUUCGGCUCAGUGGCCGCCGCUUCGCACUUGGGGGGGCAUUACCACUAG